UCAGACUGCCCCUCUGCUGCCAUCUAUCACACAGCAGCAAUGUGCAGUGGAAUAUUGGUGGGAAGGUUCCACCACUGCUGCCAUACCACCCCCAUCCACCUCUGCUGUUGUGGGCCAACAUCAUAAAAUAGGAGGCAUUACUUUCAGGGCAGCCUUCAGAAAAUGUACAAUAUAGUUCAUGUAUGUAAGUAACAAAACUUAUUUUAAUCUUUAAUAUUUUUUAUUAAAACAACAACAAGCAAAAACCCAAGAACUAGUGGUAUAUGUGACCUUCCCUUUGUGAAACUAACGCAUUCUCCCUAGUUUGAUGGCAAUGGCCGUAAUCCUUAGUGAGGUCUCAAGCUUUUGGUCAGAGAUUUUUUGAUCAGUAAGGCAUGAUUGUGAAGUGAGGAAUGUUUUUCUCUGUUAAGAGAGGUCUUAUAAAAGUAAAGAGACAUGGUCAGAUUUUUGAGCUGAAUGUCUGAUUGUAACUCCAUACAUUCCGUUUGAAAAUUCUCAGUUUCAAGUAUUUAUUUAUUUAUUUGGCAGUCUUGAAACCUAUUCUCAAACCCCUCUAUCAGAACAGGAAGCAUGGCUGCAUAUUUUUCUUUGUUCAAUAGGUCUGUGCUUAGCCAGUGUAUCGAAAUGUGAGGGCAGAUGGGUCUGGGCCAUGCUGCCAGCUGUGCUAGGCUGCGUGUGGCCUGUAGGCUGAGUGUGCCUGCAUUAGGGAGAAGGACAAGGUGAUACUUUCCUGUAGAAAGUAGAUGCGGGUGACUUACUAGAAGAUCAGCUCCCCAUAGAUAAUAUAUGGCAUUGACACCAACUUGUGUGUCUUUCUGGUUUUAUUUUUCACUUCUGUUUUGUCUUUUAAAGUCCUUAGUCCAUCCUGAAAUGAAGUGUAACUUACUAUUGAGACCAUACCUGCUGUUUGGAAGGUUCUGGGUGAGGAUACCAGUAAAAUGGCCACAUUCUUAGAUAGGGAUUCCUGCAAAGUGCUCAAUGAGUUCACACUGGCACCACAGAACUGGAGGACCAGCUUCUAUCUGCUGCUGCACAGGAGGCCUUUUUCGGUCCCGUGGCUUUGACAGGAGUGUAAAUGGGCCCCAGACAUACUGCAGUCCUAUUUCCAUAGUCUUUAUGUGCACAUUCAACUCAUGCAUGCUAUGGCCAUGGCUAUUUUUGGUACUUCUCUAGUGCUAUUCAGAAAGAACAAUUUCAUUUCACUUUCCCUUUUAUUGUAUGUUGCUACCAAACCUGUGGUGCUUUGACUUGUGAACAUCCUGGGAGGCUGCAACCACCACGCACAGCUUGCUUGCAGCUCUGACCUUGCUAAAGCAAACUCAGUGGUGUCAGCACAGCCUCCUUGGUUAGUUUUUCACUCUCACUUUUCAUCCUUCUUUUUUAGAGCCUCCUGUUGACUAUUAAGUUAUUUUCUUCUCACUGGGAGUGAUAUGGUUUUAACAUAAAUGCCCUCAGUGAGAAUCACCCUGCUACUUGAGUACUUCAUCCUUUUCUUCUUUUCAGGAUGCCUUUCUAUACAGAAGUAUGCUAUAGGUAUAAUUUACUGUAAUUUCCAUCUCUUUGGCCUAAUCCUUACUCUAAUGCCGUCAGCUCGUCCUUGUUUCAUUGCGUCUCCUCAACAUCCAGGUGCUAUCUGCCAUUAGGCAGUGAACCCUUUGCUAUGGGACUGUUGCACCAAAAGGCCUUUGGUAGUUGGAAGCUUAUGAGCCCUUGAGGAGGGAAGUACUGCUUUCUUCCCUGGUCAGCCAGCUAAAUCUUUAUCUGAUGCAAACAAAUGUAGUGGAAAGAGCAAAGAACUGAGGCAGCUGAUACGGAGGUUUAACUGCAGCUCUGAGUCAUUUGGGGUUCUGGUAUAGCACUUUUGCAGCUCCAUGGAGCAUUGCUUUCUGGCUGAGUUAUAAAGCUCAGCAGUAUUAAUUUGUACGUCUGGCUCUUAGAGAGGCACUGCUUUCAAAGAACUGCAAUACAAAUAAUUUUCUCUCUUCAGAUCUUACAAAUCAUAUGCUUUAUGUAACAUCAUAUAUCUUUCUUAUAUCUGUACUGAAAAGUCUUAGUUUAACUGUAGAAAUAGCCUCUAUGUACAGAGUGGUCAUCCUUGGUCACCCUUGUUGCCUUUUGCUGAGCCUUCUCCAGUUCUGCUCUAGGGAAGGGUAUGAAUUGCAGAACAGAUUUAUACAGCAACAUAGUGAUGGUCUCUGAUUUGGCAUCUUUUCAUUUCCAUAUCCCUGUAUACUUCUGUGUGCAUAAUUAUUUUCCCAUGGCUGAGCAGAGAGCUGGUGUCUCCAUGGAGCUGCCUGUCUAGCAGUGGGACCUUUCUCCUGAGCAAUAGCGAUGUGCUCAGAGUUCAUCGCUGUGGGACGUUGGGAUCGGCUUUCCUGAAUAUGUUUGAUUUCACUUGCUGUUUUAUUUUACAAUCAUUCAGUCCCUAGUUUCUUAGUUUUCUCCAUUGAUACUCCGUGGAAUAACCUUUGGUCACCAGCACAUGGUGUCACCUCGUGGCUUGUGCCCCUUCCAGAGCACAGGUGUAAUAACUUUGCUGAGACCUCUUUUGCUGGAUGUGGUGCCAACUAUCCAACAGACGGCUGCUUUGGCUCUCGGGAGACUUGCCUACUUUAACGAUGACCUGGCAGAGGCAGUCGUGACUGGAGACAUUCUUCCAUCGCUCGUGUGCUCAUUGUCUGAGAAGAAUCGUUUCUACAAGAAAGCAGCUGCAUUUGUGCUAAGAGCAGUUGGUAAACAUUCUCCAGAGCUAGCUCAGGAAAUAGUUGAGUGUGGAGCGCUGGAAGCACUUGUAUUUUGCUUGGAAGAUUUUGAUCCUGGAGUCAAAGAAGGUGCAGCUUGGGCACUCGGUUACAUUGCCCGACACAAUUCAGAACUGUCACAAGCUGUGGUGGAUGCAGGAGCCGUUCCUCUUUUAGUGCUCUGUAUCCAGGAGCCAGAAAUUGCUUUGAAAAGGAUUGCUGCUUCAACUCUUAGCGAUAUUUCAAAGCAUUCUCCAGAGUUAGCGCAGACAGUAGUGGAUGCAGGAGCUAUCGCUUUCUUAGCUCAGAUGAUCCUGAACCGUGAUGCUAAACUGAAGUGUCAGGUGCUGUCAGCGCUAAGUCAAAUAGCAAAGCAUUCAGUGGAUCUUGCAGAGUUGGUGGUUGAAGCAGAAAUUUUCCCAGUUGUGCUCACAUGCCUGAAGGACUCGGAUGAAUAUGUCAAGAAAAAUGGUGCAACUUUAAUUAGAGAGAUAGCAAAGCAUUCGCCUGAGCUUUCACAGUUUAUAGUAAAUGCAGGUGGAGUUGCCGCUGUGAUUGAUUGUAUUGGCAGCUGCAAAGGGACUGUCAGACUGCCUGGCAUCAUGAUGCUUGGUUAUGUAGCAGCUCAUUCAGAGAACCUGUCAAUGGCAGUUAUUGUCUCCAAGGGAAUACCACCACUGUGUACCUGCUUGUUAGAAGAAGAUGAAGAUCAUAUUAAGGCAGCAGCUGCGUGGGCCUUGGGACAGAUUGGAAGACAUACUCCUGAGCACGCACGUGCUGUAGCAGAAACAGAUGUGCUAGCCACACUGCUUACUCUGUAUAUGGACAUACGCAGUUCAGAAGAUCUUCGGCUGAAAAGUAAAACAGCCUUAAAGAACAUCCUUCAGAAAUGCACUUAUCUUCCAGUACUUGAAUCAUUGCUGUACGAAGCCCCUCCCAAUAUUAUGAAAUACAUAGUUGGGCAGUUUAGCAAGGUGUUACCACACGACACUAAAGCACGUUGUCUCUUUGUAAAAACUGGUGGGCUUAAAAAGCUUCAAGAAAUAGAAGCAGAACCUGGGUCGGUUCUUCAGGAGUACAUCAACACUAUUAACAGUUGCUAUCCAGAGGAAGUAGUAAGGUAUUAUUCCCCUGGAUAUUCUGAUAUGCUUCUGGAACGAGUGGAAAAUUACCAACCAGUUUUAUAAACUUCAAUUUUUAUUAGAGCUGUAUUUCACGUUUACGCUUUUAUGACUGUAAUACAAAUACAGCUGCUGAAACUCUUGUUAGAUUCUGAAAUCUACUUCUACUGUUUGAACCACAGCAAGACCUCAGUAUUUCCAGCAAGCUGUGUUUUAUUCUUUAUAAAAAUGUUGCUAAGUUUUUUGUUCUUAUUUGUUUUUCUCUAACUUUGUGACCAGGCACUGAAGCAUAUAUCAGUGGAAUUUCAUGCAAGGGUGUUGAUUUAUCACAGAAGCUUUUUUAGAAUCAGUCAUUUCCUUUUCCUUCCACAAGAAAGGUUUGUUAUUAUCUCAUUCAAAUUUUAUCCUUCUCAGCACUUUAUCAAUUUUUCCCCCUUUUGUCUUUGCGUAUUGUUUAGAGCUUCCCAAGCUUGAUGAGGGGGAGGAAAAAGACGUCCCUUCUGCCUUUUCUAAUUAUAGAAUUCAUUCUGUGCUGAGUUUUCUUUUUUCCCACCACUACCUUUUGGAAAGUGAUGUGAUUUUUGCAUCCCCAAACAUAUUAGUAGCUGCUAAAUAGAGAAGUAAUCAGAUCUGAUGAUAAUAAAAGGGCUGUAUUCUGCGUGCUACAAUAGUGUCAUGAUCCUGGCAUGCUAAACAGUACAUCUGCAGAACUCCUCCUAAUUAAGGCAAGAUUUGCUACAGAGGGAAGCAGCAAUACAUUAUUUGGUGUCUGUGUCACUGUUCCUAUUGGAAAGGAUAGAGUGAACUCAGAAUUCCCACAGGUACACAGGGAAAGAAAGGACUCCGUGAGGUUCUGCAGUUUGGGUCAGCAGUACUGGGGCAUCCCAGGAAGAGAAGAAAAUUGUUAGGCUUCAGGAAUGCUGUUAGUGCAAUUUUGAGCACAUCCAGAGGAAAGCUGAGGUGAGUCCCACUGAAUUGGGUAGUGGGACUAAGACUGCUCAGUACUUUGUCUUCAAGAGGUGAAGUUGCUGAAGAAUUGAGCUGAAACACAUUUGGAACUUAGUCAUGAACUUGCAAAUCAUGUUGGUAUGGAGAUUAUUGGAGAUAUGAGCUCUUCCAUGCACAACAUCCCAAAAAGAAAAGACUUUUACCUUCUUAUACAGAGUGAAAAGAUUUUCUGUGUUCUACUUACUCUGCUGGGGUACUGUAGCUACAGGGAACAGCAUACAAAGCUACAGCAUUCACCAAGUAAUAGAUAAUUAUCAUUCACCAUUUUUUGUUCUUCUAGACAUUUUUCUCUUCCAAAUAUGCAGCAGGUUUGGGUUUUCUUUUUCUUUUUCUUCUUCUUUUUCUUUUCUUUCCCAGAGAGUAAUAUGCAGUGUUUCUAGGAUGGGAUGUCGAAAUUCUGGCAGCUGCAAGGGAACACAAUACUUGAAAACCCCUGCAGGAGAAACUUGUCUACUUUCUUAAACGUAUUAGCUGAAUGAGUUUAUAAAACAGGGAUAGCAUCUUCUGUUACUUGUAAAACAGGAGCAAAGUCUUAAUGCAGUUGGAAAUGAUUUAGAGUGAGUUUUUCUUGCCAAAUUCCAAAUUACUGUAUUCUUGUCAGCAUAUUUUUCAUUGGUUCACAAAAACAUUGGUGGGCUGUGUUAUGCUAAGGUUUACUUCUACAGAGGGCUGUGCUCCUGGUGUGAGGUUCUUGGUGCUCUCUGACUAGUUUGAGGAGAAGCAGAGGCUGCUCAGUAGUUGGCUGUAUGGAGCAUAACUGAGAUGGAAACUGUUGGUGUCAUGACUGCUGAAAUAUAAACCACACCAGAUGGGUUCUUGCCUUAGCCUGCACCAGAAUGAACAGGUUUGGAACUGACUAACCAAAUGCCUUUUCCUUUUUGGUAUUUAUAUUUUGAUAUUAAUAAUGUGACAACACUGGUGGAAAAAAAUGAUUAGCUGUAUGAAGAAGAUUGUUGUAAUACUCAGCGAAUUUUCCUAAAUGCAUUAGGGAUAUUUGAAAAUCAAAUCUUAAACAUUCUUUGAAAGGAAAUAUCAUGCAAGGACUUCCAGAGAGUCCUGAAUGAUCUGAAGGCUUUGUUUUCCCUGGCAGGGGAGAAAUACUGUAGAAGGCUGAAUGUAUGCAGCUGGGAGGCUGGGUAGGCAUUCAGCUGUGUACCCAUAGCUGUAUCAGAUGUUUGGGAGCACGUGCACAGCACACGAUGUUAAUGGGUGUGUUCUGUGUGGAGAGAGCACAGAGACUUCAGUCCCCUGACAAAUAUGUUACACCACAAUGAUUCCACUAUGUUAAAUUUCAGUGCCUAAAUCCUUUGUCCACAGUAUUCUCACAUUUUUUUCUGAUUCCUGACAAUGGAAAUGAUCGCAAAAGUCAAACCUUCAGAGCAAUCAGAUUUUCAGUGCAGUCUCAGUCAGACAAAGCAUAAAUCCCUCUUUAUGCCAGUUUUGUCCUAGGCCAGAGGAGCUGUAAGGCCUCUUGUUGCAGGCCUCCCUCCUUGGUGAUGCCACAUCCCAUUAGGCCGUGGCUGAGCCAAGCUUCUUCCUUGAAGAAGCUUGCUCUGUGGAGAAACCCUCAGCUCUUCUUUACUGGCAGGCUGCUUCCCUGCAUGGUACUACACCUUGGCGCUGGAGGCUUCCCAGGCAGUACACAUCUGCAUAAGGCAGAUUUAGGCCUUUCCUACAGAAUUAUCACUAAUUUGUGGUUUAGGCUUACUUUACUAAAGCAAGAGUCACUUUUUUUUUUUUUUUUUUUUUCUUGGAGUGUUUCACAGGCUCUGAUGUACAACGUUCCUGUUCUAUCCUCUUGCUUGUCUUAAGUCAUCAUCUAAAACUAUAUUAAUGUGUGUAAUUGCUACUCUGGCAAGUUUCAAGUGUGUACCACUCAUCUCAAUUUCAUAGAAUAAAAUGUAGAUUUGCAUUUUAA
Coturnix japonica (Japanese quail) is the source of this 6788-nucleotide messenger RNA. The record is from RefSeq and is a predicted model, not a curated record. NCBI's taxonomy places the organism in Eukaryota, Metazoa, Chordata, Aves, Galliformes, Phasianidae.